Molecule: messenger RNA, 861 nt
Organism: Hemisphaericaspora subhashii
Lineage: Eukaryota; Fungi; Ascomycota; Pichiomycetes; Serinales; Debaryomycetaceae
Gene: NPL3
Product: mRNA-binding protein
Exons: 1
Coding region: 1-861 (286 amino acids)
Cellular component (GO): cytoplasm; nucleus; ribonucleoprotein complex
Molecular function (GO): mRNA binding
Source: RefSeq, a predicted model, not a curated record
AUGGAAGAUCAAGCCCCAGUUCCAUCUAAACAAUUAUUUGUUAGACCUAUAGAUUUUGAAGUUCGUCGUGAACAAUUAGAAGAUCAUUUUUCUUCAGCUGGUCCAGUUGUUGAUAUUCAAUUAAUGAGAGGAUUUGCCUUUGUUAGUUAUGAAAAUGAAGAUGAUGCAACUCGUGCUCUUGAAACUUUAAAUGAUUCAGAUUUCAAUGGUGUUAGACUUUUGGUUGAAUUUGCUAAAGAAAGAAGAGAAGAUACUAGAGGUAAAUAUCGUGUUAAAUUAACUAAUUUAGAAGAUGGUACUGCUUGGCAAGAUAUUAAAGAUUUCGUUAGAGAUAGAACUGAAGUAGAACCUACUUAUGUUAAGGUUUUCAGAAAUUAUGAUACUAAUGAAGUUGUUGGAAAUUUAGAAUUUUCAAGUGGUGAAGAAUUAGAUAAAGCUAUUCCAUUAUUAGAUAAAGCUGAAUUCAGAGGUAUUAUUGUUGGUGCUGAAGAAGAUACUUCUCCAUUCGUCCCACCUCCACCAAGAGGUGGUUUCAGAGGUGGUCGUGGUGGCUUCAGAGGCGGUCGUGGUGGAUUCGACAGAGGAUUCGAUAGAGGUUUUGACCGUGGUGGAUUCAGAGGUGGUCGUGGUGGAUUCAGAGGUGGCCGUGGUGGUUUCGAUAGAGGUUUUGACCGUGGUGGAUUCAGAGGUGGUCGUGGUGGCUUCAGAGGUGGCCGUGGUGGAUUUGAACGUGGAGGUUUCAGAGGUGGCCGUGGUGGAUUUGACAGAGGUUAUGACCGUGGUGACCGUGGUGACCGUGGUGACUAUCAAAGAGAUGACAGAGAUUCUUAUGUUCGUGAAAGAUCCCCAACUCGUUUCUAA